This is a messenger RNA of Paecilomyces variotii, 1110 nucleotides long. Its product is annotated as putative G-patch domain protein. The transcript has a single exon. Lineage: Eukaryota; Fungi; Ascomycota; Eurotiomycetes; Eurotiales; Thermoascaceae. The record is from RefSeq and is a predicted model, not a curated record. Bases 111 to 971 code for a protein of 286 amino acids. Gene Ontology annotation, molecular function: nucleic acid binding.
GUUGCCUCCGUUCAAGUUCUCUCUAUCUCAUUUUCUCCCUCGCCCACUUCGUCUGCGGGGGAAUCAGAGACAGGUAUUUAUGGUAUUCUUUGAUUUAUUUUCGCAUAAUAAUGUCCUACGAAGACGACGAUUAUUUCCUCCCACUCGAAGACCAGCGCGUCUUUGGCGCAGGCAUCCGGAGGAAGCGCGUGCAAUUCGUCCCCUCCGCAGAGACUCUCAACACUACAGACGAUGUCUCGAAUGCUUCUCAAGCAGCGCGCCAGUCAAGUGAACCUGCUGCAAGUAUUGCAGAUCGAUAUCUAUCUAUCGUACUUCCAAAGGAAGCAAAAACACCAUCAAAAUCAGAAGACACACAGCGGGAACAGACUAAGGAGUUAGAAGAAGAAGAGGCCCUCAGAUCCUCCGCGCCACCAUCACUGCCCACCACAACCAUAUCGCCGUCGCAGGACCUAUCCUCGCUCAAAGGACCAGCUUCUACACCAGAGACCGCAGAACGAUGCGAAGUCUGCAACCUUCCUCUCGUCCCCGCAGUCUCGCAAACGGCCUCCUCGUCGUCUGACGGGAAGAAGAUCCUCCCUCAUGAAGCUUCUCUCGUGCACCAGCUCUGUCUCUCACACUCUCACCCUCCCUCCCACCUCGAUCGUACACGACAUGGUCUGCGCUACCUAGAAUCAUACGGCUGGGAUCCCGAUAGUAGACUUGGUCUUGGCGCGCCAGGACGAGAAGGGAUUCGAGAACCGAUCAAGAGCCGCGUGAAGAACGAUACCGUCGGAUUAGGCGUCAAGAUUGACCCGCUCAAGGCUAAAGCGUCCGCGAAGGAGGCCAAGGUGCAGAAGUUGAAUGCGAAGGAGGUGAGGAAGAUGGAGAUGGAAGGGAAGAAGAAACGGGAGCGGUUGCAGGAAAUGUUUUAUCGGAAUGAGGAUAUCGAGCGGUAUUUGGGAGGCGGUGGUCGUGUUCAAGGUUUGAGAUGAUAUCGAAUUGGGACGGGUGAAUUGCAUAUUUUGCUGUUCCAUGGCAUUGUUUACAUUGUAUAUACGAUUGUGGUUCUUUGGCUUUUGUUAUGAUACCCCAUACAGUUAUUUGAGUUUUUUUAUUUUUUUUUUUUUUUUU